Pangasianodon hypophthalmus (striped catfish) is the source of this 2544-nucleotide messenger RNA. RefSeq names its product developing brain homeobox 1b (gene dbx1b). The transcript is spliced from 4 exons. Lineage: Eukaryota; Metazoa; Chordata; Actinopteri; Siluriformes; Pangasiidae. Bases 242 to 1174 code for a protein of 310 amino acids. Gene Ontology annotation, biological process: cell differentiation in spinal cord; regulation of transcription by RNA polymerase II. The record is from RefSeq and is a predicted model, not a curated record. Gene Ontology annotation, molecular function: DNA binding; DNA-binding transcription factor activity, RNA polymerase II-specific.
AAAAGGCUUGAGUAAGCUCGUGCACUAUAAAAACCCCUCUUAGAGAGAGACAGGCAGAGAAACAGACAGAGAGACAGACAGAGAGAGAGUGAGAGAGAGAGAGAGAAAGAGAGAGACAGGACAAGGCUGGAGUUCUUCCACUGCAGCGUGUGAACAGCAGCAGCUUCUUCUGUUUUUAUACACUCUUUCAUAUAAAUAUAUAUAGAUUUUAGUUGUGUCUGUUCUCGGGGUCGGUGCAGAGAUGUUGCCCGGCGUUAUUGCUCCUCCCGCCAUGUAUCCCAACCUGCUGUCUCUGCCGCGGACUUUGCGCUCGGCCUUCACGGCGCCGUCCAGCUUCCGGGUGGAGGACCUGCUGCGCAUCGGGCGCGAGACCUUCCCGCCUCCGCUUCCGCCGCCCGCGAGCCCCAGCUCCCCCGAGACCGCGCGCGCUUCCUCCUGUACCGACAGGAGCAGCUCACCGCCGCAGACCACCGCCAUCAGCACGACCACACACACCCACACACACACACACACCGAGCCCGGAUACCUGAAGUUCGGGGUGAACGCCAUUCUUGCACCAGAUACCAGAAACGCAUCGUCUCCACCUGCACUGCAUGGCAUGAGCCCUAAACACUUUCCCUUGCCCUACUUCGACGCGUCAUUCCAUCCGUUCAUCAGAGCUGCCUAUUUUCCCGCUUCAAACUCAGUGGUUCCUAUACCGGGAACCUUCUCAUGGCCACUUUCGGCAAGGGGAAAGCCGAGGAGAGGCAUGCUGAGGCGGGCCGUGUUUUCCGACGUGCAGCGCAAAGCUUUGGAGAAAAUGUUUCAGAAGCAGAAGUACAUCAGCAAACCGGACAGGAAGAAGCUAGCCGCGAAACUCGGCCUGAAAGACUCUCAGGUAAAAAUAUGGUUCCAAAACCGAAGAAUGAAAUGGCGGAAUUCCAAAGAGAGGGAACUUUUGUCUUCAGGUGGCUGUCGAGAACAAACUCUGCCAACGAAGACAAACCCUAACCCAGAUCUCAGCGACGUUGGGAUAAAGUACGAGAAUCUCGACAGAGACAGCCCACAUGGUGCUUUCUACCAUCCUCACAUAGGCAAAGAUCUCGAAAACGGCUCCGAUUCACUCCUCACGUCUCCGUCACACUCCAGCAAGAACUCAGACUCAUCAGAUGAUGAAGAAAUCACCGUAUCGUAGCCACACAAAAAAACAAAAAAAAAAACAGACUGUGAUUUGUGUCGAAUUAAUCCUCAGUUCCAAAUGGGAAAGAUCUUACAGGGGGGUUAGACUGAAUCAAAUUGAGAGACAUUCAACCCUUGUUGAAAAGUUUUGGCACCCAUGAGCAGAUGGCUAAAUAAAUGUCAUGCAUCAAUGUUAAGAUUUAAGAAUAUCUUUAAAAUGUUAAAGUGAUAAAACCAUGAGAGAUGUGUUUGCUGAUCUGGCAGAAUCAUUUUUUCGUUGCUGGCUUAAUUUGCAGUGCAGUCUACAGAUUAGGGUUUGCAUUUGUCCCAUACAUUUAAGAUCUUGCACAAGAUGUGAUUAGGUGACAAUGGGAGGACUUAGAAAAAUUAGUGUACUUCAUAGUGAAUCAGAGACACAUCCAUGUUACCAAUGAACAGCUAUUAAUUAGCUAUAUCUUUACACUAUACGGAAAUUAACAUGAUGGAAAAAAGAAAACAAAAAGAUGAAUAUACAUUAAACAUUCAGGCUACUAAUUUAAUGGCCUUUACUGUGGCUGCGUUUUUUGCAGCCGUAACAUUUUGUAUACUACUUUGUAUGAAUAUAUUUGGAAUAUUUUGUAUGGAACGUUUUAUAGCCGAACAAGAUUCAUGCCUUUCCUGCUGAUAUUUUUUUCCUGUUUAGAUUUUCCAUGUUUAAUCUAAACUAUGUAGAUGCUAAAUGUAUAACUUAAAAGUCAUAUAUUAUUUUGUAUGUUGAUGUUUGUAAGGAUGAAAUGUAUAUACUUGGGGAAAAAAUAUUUUUGCAUAUUAAAAUCCAAAGGGAAUGAGGUUGGGUUUUUUCUUGAACAUCUCUCAAAUCACUUCAAGAACACAUAAUAAAAAUGAUAAUAGCAUAGUGGGUAUUUUGACACAAAAUACUACACAAUAAAUCUUUUAAACAACAAAAUAGCCAAAACAUUGUAUGUAUUUUUGAGCAAAUUGGCAAAAAAAAAAAAUAAAUCAAAUUAAAUUAUAUGCAAAUAUAAAUGGGCAGAAUCAAAUUAGGCUUGGGCAAAUGACAACAUUUCUUUUUAAAAUAUUUUAAUCAAAUAGGUCUAAGCAUGGGACAGCUUCCCUGGUUAGUUAGAUGAGGAAUAUUUGAUAGACCUUUAUGUUUUAUUUGUUGAUUUUAUUUGAAACAAAUCAUAAAUCAGCACUCUAAAGACUUCAGAUAGGAAAAUGAAGCAUAGAAUAUCAUUCACAUCCUUAUGAAUAUGAGAUGGGUCCCAAAAAUGUUUCCCAAAAGCCUUGAUCAGUCAUCAGGAUUCUGAUCAUGUGGUGCUUAAUUAUAUGUUUAUAUAGGGAUGGAACUGUGUAAUAACCACACACCCCAAUAUUACAGGUGUC